UGGGGUGAUGUGGCUAAAGAGUUUUACUGGAGGAGCCCGCACACGGGGCCCUUUCUGAAGUACAACUUCGAUGUGACGAAGGGGAAGAUCUUCGUCGAGUGGAUGAAAGGGGCGACCACCAACAUCUGCUACAACCUCCUGGACAGAAAUGUCAACGAGAAGAAACUUGGGGACAAAAUUGCUUUCUACUGGGAAGGGAAUGAACCUGGGGAUUCUGCAAAAAUCACGUACAGCGAGUUGUUGCACAAAGUCUGUCAGUUCGCCAAUGUCCUCCGCAGCCAAGGCGUGAAAAAAGGAGACCGAAUUUCCAUCUACAUGCCGAUGAUCCUGGAGCUGGUUGUAGCCAUGCUCGCCUGCGCCAGGAUUGGAGCUCUGCACUCCAUUGUGUUUGCAGGUUUCUCGGCAGACUCUCUCUGUGAGCGGAUUCUCAACUGUGGUUGUUCUCUCCUCAUCACGGCAGAUGCCUUUUAUCGAGGGGACAAGCUGAUCCACUUGAAGCAGAUUGCAGAUGAAGCCCUUCAGAAAUGUAAAGACAAGGGCUCCCCUUUGAAAAAGUGCAUCGUGGUGAAGCACCUGGGGAGGGAAGAGACAGUGGCGGAUGGGGCAUGCAGCAAGUCUCCCCCUCUCAAAAGGCUGUGCCAGGACGUACAGGAAAAAAAGACUGAGAGCUCACAGAGACUCCAUGCCAAGACCCCCUGGAACCCGGCCACAGACAUGUGGUGGCACGAGCUGAUAAGCGGUGCCAGCACGGAGUGCGAGCCCGAGUGGUGUGACUCGGAGGAUGAACUCUUCAUCCUCUACACAAGCGGCUCAACUGGGAAACCUAAGGGUGUGCUGCAUACGGUGGGUGGAUACAUGCUUUUUGCUGCCACCUCAUUUAAAUACGUGUUUGAUUACCAACCUGAGGAUGUCUACUGGUGCACAGCUGACAUUGGAUGGAUAACGGGCCAUUCCUACCUCACUUACGGACCCUUGGCAAACGGGGCAACUAGUGUGUUAUUUGAAGGUGUCCCCACCUACCCAGAUGUCGGGCGAAUGUGGAGCAUCAUUGACAAGUACAAGGUGACCAAGUUCUACACAGCACCCACAGCCAUCCGGCUGCUGAUGAAGCAUGGAGAGGAGCCCGUCAAAAAGUACAGCAGGAAGUCUCUGAAGGUGCUGGGGAGUGUCGGCGAGCCCAUCAACCCUGAAGCCUGGCUGUGGUACUACCGCGUGGUGGGAGAGGAGAGGUGUCCCAUUGUGGACACGUUCUGGCAGACAGAGACAGGUGGCCACAUGCUGACACCCCUCCCUGCCGCCACCCCCAUGAAGCCAGGCUCUGCCACGUUCCCCUUCUUCGGUGUGGUCCCUGCCAUCUUGAACGAAUCGGGAGAAGAGCUGGAAGGGGAAGCAGAAGGCUACCUGGUAUUUAAGCAGCCCUGGCCAGGAAUAAUGCGCACAGUGUAUGGAAACCACGAGCAAUUUGAAACCACGUACUUCAAGAAGUUCCCUGGGUACUAUGUGACAGGUGACGGUUGCAGGAGAGAUAAAGAUGGUUAUUACUGGAUCACAGGGCGAAUGGAUGACAUGUUGAAUGUUUCUGGCCACUUGCUGAGCACCGCAGAGGUGGAGUCAGCCUUGCUCCAGCAUGCUGCCAUCUCGGAGGCCGCGGUGGUCAGCCACCCACACCCCCUGAAAGGCGAGUGCCUCUACUGCUUCGUGACCCUGAGAGAUGGCCACGAGUUCACCAAGAACCUGACGGAUGAGCUGAAAAAACAAGUCAGACAGAAAAUCGGACCGAUAGCAACGCCUGAUUACAUCCAGUAUGCCCCUAGCCUGCCCAAAACCCGCUCAGGAAAGAUUACUAGACGGAUAUUAAGGAAGAUUGCCCAAAAUGACCAAGAUCUGGGUGACAUCUCCACCUUGGCAAACCCAGGCGUCAUAAAACAUCUUUUCAACAGCAGAUGUGACACUAAACAGUAGCAGCAUGAACUGUCCCUGCUGA
Molecule: messenger RNA, 1984 nt
Organism: Pelecanus crispus (Dalmatian pelican)
Lineage: Eukaryota; Metazoa; Chordata; Aves; Pelecaniformes; Pelecanidae
Gene: ACSS2
Product: acyl-CoA synthetase short chain family member 2
Biological process (GO): acetyl-CoA biosynthetic process
Cellular component (GO): cytoplasm
Molecular function (GO): acetyl-CoA synthetase activity
Source: RefSeq, a predicted model, not a curated record